AUGCCCACCCUCUCAGUGUUCGUGGAUGUCCCCAUGUCCUACAAGUUAGAAGGCAGCUUGCUAAAGAGCUACAAACAAGAUGAUCACCCAAAGAAGACAUUCUUGGCCUACAGAGUCUGCAUGAGUGAAGAUGGGCAGCCCUGGACUUCUCCUGUGGUGACGAAGCUCCGGAAGCAGAUAGCACAGGAUCCCUCCCUGAACUAUGAGUACACACCUGUGAUGGGCACGAAGUCAUUCAUCCAAGCUUCUUUGGAACUGCUUUUUGGAAAACAAAGUCAAGCCAUCGUGGAGAACCGGGUAGGGGGUGUGCAUACUGUUGGUGAAAAUGGUGCCUUUCACCUUGGAGCCCGGUUCCUCAGAACUUGGCAUCAGACUUCUCGAGUAGUUAAUAUCAUCUCCUUUCAAAAAGAACUGUACCGACUCAUCUUCCAGGACAUGGGCUUCACAGUCAAUGAAUACUCUCUCUGGGACCCUAAACAGAUGCAUAUAGACUCAACCAUAUUCAUCAAUGUGACAAAGCAAGCCCCGUUUGGUAGUGUCCUUGUGAUGGGGAACAUUGCAGACUGCAAACUGACACAAAGGGAAUGGACAAAGUUGAUGUCUAUCAUGAAGAAGAAGCGUAUAUUCCCAUUUUUUGACAUUCCGAGUCAAGGUUUCUCUUCUGGUGACCUGAGUGAUGAUAGCACAAUCUUACAGUUCUUUGUGGCUCAAGGCUUUGAGUUCUUCUGCAGCCAGACCCUGUCUAAGAAUUUUGGCAUUUACGAUGAAGGAGUGGGAGUCCUCGCCGUGGUGGCACUCGAUAACCAGCAUCUGCUGUGCACCAUCUCCCAGAUAAUGAACUUUGCCAGUGUCCUGUGGCUUAACCCUCCAGCCCUGGGGGCCCGCCUUGUCACCUCAGUCCUCUGUAACCCUGCCCUGAAGGAAGAAUGGAAGUACAGUCUAAAAAGGGUUGUAGAGAACAUCAUGCUGAUCAAGGAAAAGGUGAAAGAGAAACUCCGGCUCCUGGGAACCCCUGGCUCCUGGGAUCACAUCACUGAGCAGAAGGGGACCCAUAGCUAUCUUGGACUUAAUUCCCAGCAUGUGGAAUAUCUGGUCAAGAAGAAGCAUAUCUACAUUCCCAAGAACGGGCGGAUUAACUUCUCCUCUGUUAAUGCAAACAACAUCGAUUACAUAGCACAGAGCAUCAGUGAGGCGAUCCUCUUCACAGUGAACCCAGGAGUUUCUUCAGAAGUAAAUGAUAAAUGA
This is a messenger RNA of Elephantulus edwardii (Cape elephant shrew), 1245 nucleotides long. It is a transcript of the gene GOT1L1, whose product is annotated as glutamic-oxaloacetic transaminase 1-like 1. The coding region runs from base 1 to 1245 and encodes 414 amino acids. The transcript is spliced from 9 exons. The record is from RefSeq and is a predicted model, not a curated record. Gene Ontology annotation, cellular component: cytosol. NCBI's taxonomy places the organism in Eukaryota, Metazoa, Chordata, Mammalia, Macroscelidea, Macroscelididae. Gene Ontology annotation, molecular function: pyridoxal phosphate binding; L-aspartate:2-oxoglutarate transaminase activity. Gene Ontology annotation, biological process: L-aspartate biosynthetic process.